Molecule: messenger RNA, 2025 nt
Organism: Puccinia graminis f. sp. tritici CRL 75-36-700-3
Lineage: Eukaryota; Fungi; Basidiomycota; Pucciniomycetes; Pucciniales; Pucciniaceae
Product: histone deacetylase 1/2
Exons: 13
Coding region: 38-1936 (632 amino acids)
Molecular function (GO): histone deacetylase activity
Source: RefSeq, a predicted model, not a curated record
ACAAACCUUCACAUCCAGCAGAGAAUAUCCUAUCAAAAUGUCUGGUAAUAUGAUACCGAUCGCUGGCGAGGAUAAAAAACGAAUCUGUUAUUUCUUCGAUUCGGACAUUGGAAAUUAUCAUUAUGGCCCUGGUCACCCCAUGAAACCCCAUCGAAUUCGAAUGACACACGCUCUGGUGAUGAACUACGGACUAUACAAAAAAAUGGAGAUCUUUAGGGCGAAACCUGCAACCCGCAAGGAGAUGGCACAAUUUCAUACGGAUGAUUACGUGGAUUUCCUGAGCAAAGUGACCCCUGACAACAUGGAAGAAUUCGCGAAGGAACAAGCUAAAUUCAAUUUGGGCGACGAUUGUCCUGUAUUUGAUGGACUGUUUGAAUAUUGCUCGAUAUCCGCUGGUGGCUCGAUGGAGGGAGCUGCGAGGUUAUCCAGGGAUAAAUGUGAUAUAGCGGUUAACUGGGCGGGUGGUCUCCAUCACGCAAAGAAAGCCGAAGCUAACGGCUUCUGUUAUGUCAAUGACAUUGUAUUGGGUAUCCUCGAGCUUCUUCGCUACCACAAACGCGUACUCUAUGUUGAUAUAGAUGUGCAUCAUGGUGACGGAGUGGAAGAGGCUUUCUACACGACCGACCGAGUGAUGACAUGUAGUUUUCAUAAAUACGGUGAAUUCUUUCCUGGUACAGGUGAACUACGUGAUACUGGGCACGGAAAGGGGAAGCACUAUGCCGUCAAUUUUCCUCUGAGGGAUGGUAUCACCGAUGAGGCGUACAAAAACAUCUUUGAACCAGUCAUUAUGAAAAUCAUGGAGACAUAUCAGCCUUCAGCCAUCGUGCUUCAAUGUGGUGGAGAUUCAUUAUCAGGAGACCGCUUAGGAAGUUUCAAUGUAUCAAUGCGAGGACAUGCCAAUUGCGUUCGAUUCAUUAAAUCUUUGGGACUGCCUUUACUUCUUCUGGGUGGAGGAGGUUACACAAUUCGGAAUGUAUCAAGGACGUGGGCCUACGAAACCGGACUUGCAGCGGGACAAGAGCUGUGUACAGAUAUUCCAAUGAAUGAAUACUAUGAAUACUUUGGCCCCACUUAUCGCCUAGAUGUACCACCCUCCAACAUGGAGGACAUGAACGUGGUCAAGUAUUUGGAAAAGACUAAGAUUCAGAUUUUUGAAAAUUUGCGACACACGAUUCCCGUUCCAUCAGUUGGCCUGCAAGCUAUUCCCAGGCUGGCUCACGAUGAGAUGGAUGUUGAUGAGGAUCUGGACGAUCCCAAUGAGCGUAGACCUCAGCGGCUACUGGAUGGAUUGAUACAACGAGACGAUGAGUUUUCUGAUAGUGAGGACGAGGGCGAAGGCGGGCGACGUGAUAUUCAGUCUCACAAACGGGCACGGAGACAGUCUCCCAAAAUGAAUGGGAAUGGGAUCCUUAGCAUUCACUCUGGAAUCCAAAAUUCAUUUUCUCAAUCUCGACAUUCAGCUGACCUCCAUUUCAACCGGCCGAGCUCUAGUCACAAUUCUUCUCUAUCGGUAGACACACCGGACCCUCCUAUUGUCACACCAACACCGGAUCCAACCAUUGCCGCGCCAACACCGGAUCCACCUGUUACUGCGCCAGCGCCAGACCCACCUAUCACCCAGCCAGCACCAGACUUAGUUGUCGGGCCAGAACCGGGCCCCUCCGCUCUCCGGCCAACUCUAGACCCACCUACUGUCGGGCCAAUAGCCAACCCACAUGUUGUUCCACUAGUACCAGAUCCACGUGUUGUCACACCAGUAGCAGCUCAACCUGUCGUCGUGCCAGUAGAAGUUCCACCUGUCGUCGUGCCAGUAGCAGCUACACCUAUUGUUGCGCCAACACCAACAACAGCUUUGGUUGAUAUCCCAAUGCUCUCUCAAGUCGACCAAAUGGAGCUUGAAAAACUGACUUCCGAAGCUUUCAACGCUCAGAUUUGAAAACACCAGAAUGCAGGAGCUGCCCUGCCCAUCCUCCCAUAUAAACCGCCAUUGUUGUAACAAUGUUUUGAAAAUGAUGUAUCAAGAUU